This is a messenger RNA of Oryctolagus cuniculus (rabbit), 2262 nucleotides long. The record is from RefSeq and is a predicted model, not a curated record. NCBI's taxonomy places the organism in Eukaryota, Metazoa, Chordata, Mammalia, Lagomorpha, Leporidae.
CGUUGCCCGGAAGAGAGCGGCCUGACUGCUGGUGCCGAGACUCGCGGGCCUUGAGGGCGGGGGCGUCACAGCCCGCCACCACGCCGUGAGCCCCGCCUGGACCAGCACGAAGUACAUGCAGAGCUGAGUCUGUCGCAGCGUGGUGGUGGUCUGCCAUGACGUCCAGCCUUUCAGAAGAAGAGCAAGAAGCGGCCCGGCCGGCCAGGGCUGCCAUGGCACACUUCUCUGAGGAGACUUUGAAGUCCCUGACCGAUGAGGUAGGGAGUUUCCUUUCUUUCAGUUCCUCUGACGGAGAGCAGCCCAGGCCCAGUGCCUCAGGGAGCGAACGAGGGAGUAGGAAGCCGACUCCAAGGUUGGAAGAACAAGAUAAGCGAUCUGAGAUGUGGGGCUUCAAGCGCAAUGAAAAUGAGCUGUGUGAAAAGUGGAUCAGCCACCUCAAGGGCAAAGAACGUAACCCUGGACCGGACCAACCGGACGGCCAACUUCAGACGGAAGACGCUUUCGUGUCCGAAGAAGAACUGAAUACCCUUCAGACUUUUUGCAGCGUGAAGAUAAACUUGAUCCACCAUCGAGUGUCUUCCAAGGAGAAGAAGAGCCGCAGACGUAAAAGGCUGCGGGUUCCAUUGGAUGGAGAGGCCUCACAUUGCCCUGUCCCUGCUGAACUUUUAAACAGAAUCUAUUUUAAAAAUAUGAGGAUGACAGUAGAACAGGUGGCAGCAGCUGAGGAACACAUUUCUUCUCAAUGUCCAGAUUGUAAUAGGAAAAGGGCAGAGCUGGCCCAGGCGGCCUUCCUGAGACAAAAGAAGACGUUACUGGAGUCACUGCUACUCCAAGAGAAAAUAGAUGAACAUCUGCACACGAAGGACGUUCUCACUCGUAUUAGAGAAGCACAUCAGGGCCUUCCCAGGCUCUCAGAUGACCCAAAAAUAAUCUGGAGAAGACUGAAUGAGAAAAGUCAGAUCGGAUGUCGUGGUAUUGAAAGGCCAGAUACAAAGCAGAAGCUGUAGCUAGAUGGAAACAGCACUUGUCAUUCAUCUUUGCCACUUCUCAAGCCACUUACUUUAACCAAACAGGGCAUGAAGAUCAUUACCAACAAUGAAUAAUGGGGGUAGAUAUUCUUGUUGUGCAUUUGGGUAAUUACUGUCAUUUUUACAAGCCCUUUGGAAACUAAGAUAUUAAUAUGCUUCUUUCUCAGAUUUAAGGUCUAAGAACUUUGCAACUAGUACACUUCUCAGAUUAUGGAAAGCCAUAUUGGAGUAGUUGCAAAACUUUUACAUCAAUGCAGGAGAGAGAUGCUAAUAUUUUGGAGUAGAAUGGUGAUAGCAUGCAGAGAAAGAAGUACACAGAUGCUAAGAGUGACUUAAGAAGCAAUAAUUGACUGUAUUUGGUUAUGAAAUGGCCAUGGGGAUUUAAUAAAAGCCAGGUUGUGACAUUGCCAGGGAGCCCUUAUCAGAAUUCCAGGACCAUACUUUUGAGACCCUUCAGCCAGCAGAAUGGUAAACCAACAUUGGGCAUGGAGCCAGGUCAUAACAAGGCUCUCAGAUUAAGGGUAAAAGGAAAAUGUUGAGUGGAGCUCCCAGCUGACCCAUGAUAGACAUGGAGAUUGGACCAUUAACCUGAAGCUGGAUAUGCAGUGGAUCAGCCAGGACACCAAUCUAUGCCCAUAUGGGAUGCCAGCAUUGCGGGCAGAGGCUUCACACGCACAGGCCACAAUUCGAGACCCACAUCUAAAUAAUGUGGCAGAAAAGCAAAAUCAAUUUACACCAACCCACAGAGAUGAGGACUAUGGAAGAGAAUAUGACAGCAACCGAUUUCAAAGGUGGAGGAGAAGGACAAGCAUUAAUUACUUGUCAGAAGACAUGUGAAAUCUACUCAGGGAUGCAGGGGAGUCCUGAGCAAGCACAUUAGCAAAUCACUGUCCCUUCUAAAGACCUGAGAAGUGGACGGAGGUGCUGGUUCCAAAGGCAGAAUGGAAGUAAGAUUGUUAAUGUCAUAACGUACAUAAAGCACUUGGAACAGGAUCUGACAUAUGGUGAGUGCCACAUCAUCUUCAUUACCCUAGAGACAGAGCUCCACUUCUUCAUGAUGCACUAGUGAUGAUAAGGGGUUGGCUUCAGUAAACAGCUACUUUUUCUCUUCCUUCUCCCCAUCCUCCUCCUCCUCCCUUCUUCUUGAGAGGGAGACAGACAGAUCUUCUACCCACUACUUCACUCCCCAAAUGGCUGCAAAGGCCAGAGCUGGGCAUAUCUGAAGCCAGGAGCC